AGAGUAAAGUGUAGUCCGCAGCUGACAAGAAAAGCGCUCAAGAAAAUAAGCUGCUUUUUACCAAAGAAAUUUUGACAGUUGUUCCAAAGCCUUUCGCCAUCUACCCUCAAAUUUGGUAACUACCAAUGUCAAAGCUACGAGCAAGUCUAAGGCGCCAAAAGGAAGAAAAAAAAGUUUGUUUUGUUUUUUCAAGUCAGCGUCGUUUUUUUUUUGGAAUCUUCCCGACGGAUAACAUGUCGUUGUUACGGUAAGUAAUUGCUAUAAUUAAUUAGUUUUUUUCUAUUACUAAUUCGAAUAUUUAGCAAUUUUCGUUUCAUUAUCAACUUGGUUAUUGCUGCCUCGAGCGUCGUUCUUUUGAAAAAAAGAAACCAGCGAAAACGAAAGAGGGCAGCGCAUUGGGUUCACCCGUAUCUCGCUGAAAGGAAGAGUAAAGGCAGAUAUGCUACCGACUUUGACGAUAUGGUAAGCGGAGAGAAGUUCUUUAAAGAAAAUUUCCAUAUGUCGAAAAACAGUUUCGAUCAACUUUUCAAAUUGGUUGAAAAAGACUUAGCACCAAAGAGAAACACGAGACCGAAAGAUGGAAUUCCUCCAAAGCUCAAGUUGGGUUUGGUGAUAGAGUAUCUGGCAUCUGGUGGUCUACAGAGGCAUUUGGCGUCGUGCUACAGAGUUAGCAAACAGCACAUGGGGUCAAUCAUUGAUCAAGUUUGUGAUGCUAUUUGUCGUGCCCUGAGUGCUUAUGUCGCAGAUCCAUGCCAAGAAUCAUUUUUGGAUGUAGCCAAUGGUUUUAAUUCCCGUUGGAAUUUCCCAAACUGUAUUGGUGCCAUCGAUGGAAAACAUGUGUCCAUAAAAGCUCCCCCAAAUGCUGGCAGCAUUUUUUAUAACUACAAAGGUUUUCAUUCGUUGGCGCUAAUGGCUAUUUGCGAUGCUUCUUAUCGAUUCACCUACCUGGAUGUAGGUGCUUAUGGAAGCGAAGGAGACUGCAAUAUUUUCAAAGAAUCCAAAUUCGGAACUGAUGUGCUGCACGAUCGACUUGAUUUUCCAGAAAACGCCACGGUCAAUGGUGUUAAAUUACCAUUCUUCUAUGUAGCCGACGAUGCCUUUCCUUUAUGUAAAAGGAUCAUCAAACCGUAUAGUAAGAAAAACCUAUCAGCAGAGGAGCGCAUUUUUAAUUAUCGCUUAAGUAGAGCAAGGCGUUGUAUUGAAAACGCAUUUGGACUCUUGUGCUCAAAAUGGGCAUGUCUGAAAAAGACUUUAUACUGCAGUCCCGAUCGUGCACAGAAAAUCAUUUCUGCAUGCUGCCAGUGUUGGGAAACUCGUGAGUACUCACUGAAAACUGCAAACUCACUCGCGAGUAUGAGUUGUACAGCUUGAACUCUCGCGUGAGUAUACUCAGUCGUGAGUUUCAGUUGUACAGCUCAUACUCGUGAGUGAGUUUUCGACUAACAUUUACUCACUCGUGAGUAAUUUUACUCACUUAAAAUAUUGUAAAUAUUCUAAAAGCUUGCGAAUGGCUCAAUUAAAUAAUAAUUAAUAAGUAAGGCUAUUCUUGGGGUGACCUUAUCCAAAUGAUAACAUGAAAAUUUUAUUCUGAAAACUAUUUGAUGCACGCAAAACGUUAUUAUAAUAUGAAUUUUUAACACAAGCUGUAAUUUAUGUUUGGUGUUUCGCUGCGCAUGUUGCAUCGUAAAUGCUCUUUUCUUCUGACGUUACACCUCUACUGGGCCCGAUUCUGCUUUUUAGCUUAAUUUACUUAUGAUAUGAGCAUUUCCACAUUUAUCAACUAUGAGCUUUAUUUAUUUGCCAAUUGACUAUUAUUUUUAUUCUCUACUUUACGAUAUGCAGCAAUACUGCAAUAAUAAAAACCUGAAACAGAGACUCGACAAAACGUAUCUGAGUUUCGUGCCAAAACUAAUAAGCCGCUGAUUGGUCUGCCAAACAGCGUUGCCAGCAAUAUUUUGUGCGACAACUUCAGCACCCGCUUUUCAAUUUUCAUUUUUUUCCGGUUCUCUGACAACACAUAGAUCAUAAAAGAGUACCACAAAUCUAACAAUAAGUCAGGUGCCACAUGUCUUAGAUAGAAUCAAACAAAAGAAGUUAAAAAAAAUCAGAAAAUUAUUUUUAAUUUAUUUUUUAUUCAUUAUGGGACUAGAUUAAACGUUUAAAAUGAUACAUUCUUAAAUGUCUGUUCCUUAAACAGCGCUAUUAAAAAUUCUAUAUUGAAAAAUUAUGCAAAAUUGCUAUUACCACAUAACAGUGAUGACCAAACAAUAAUCAGAGGCCCGUAUAAUGGUUUAAUGAGGAUAAACUUAUCAUUCAGUAUCUAUAUAGAAACCAAGCAAAAUAUAAUAAAUUCCGAACAUUUUUCUGAUCAGAAAUCUUUAUUCGGCAACGUUCCAUACAAGUUUUCUAGAACAAACUUGCAAAUUACAUAAGGUUUGCUGAAAAUAUUCAAAAGCGAAAUUACAUAUGAAAUGGGCAAGAUGCCAAUCGCAAACCAAAUUUAUGUGAGGUAUCCCGCGGCAAGUGGGUAAAUGGGGUAAGUGAAAAUAAUUUGUAUAUGUUACUGAAUAUAUGUAUUCACGUUUCAAACUUUUGCGUAAACCUUUAAGGCCAUUCAGAGCAUUUUCUAAUCACGUGGGGCAAGUAAAAAGUUUCUCAUUAGAGAUUGACUUUGUGUUUUUUUUUAGGUAGCUAUUAGUAAACAAGGUUCGCAAUUUCAAGAAACACAAUACUCAAAGCGAUAAAAGCUAUUACUAAUCAUGGAACUUCUCUAAAAGAGAUUGCCAGACGAUAUUGAUGUGUCUACUUCGGACAGCCGAUUGAAAGGAAAACGUUGAUUGAAAAGUUGCAAUAUAAGAGAACGCACGGGAAUCUCAUGGAAUGUAUAUAUAAAGCUAGUCGAAAACAUAAAAAUGGGGUAUGGGUCUAUCCACACAAAAAAGAAUCCGAAUACUAUUGAAGGAUUCCGUUCCAAAAAAUAAUUUCUCCCGAAGAGUUAUCUUGUGUCAUAUCCGACUUUCUUAGAAACACCGGUGAAAAUUAUACAGAGCCGAAACUGAACAGAAGAAAAUUGAAUUGACAAGAAUAAAAUUUUCUUUGUUUACAUGUUACUUACCUAAGGAACAAGACGCCUUAACUAAUGUUGAAGUUAAUAGAAAUCGUGAAUAUAACUAAAUUUCAAUUUAUUGUUCAAAAACUUGUAGAGCAAGUGAAAAGUGACAU
Messenger RNA from Aedes aegypti (yellow fever mosquito), 3222 nucleotides. RefSeq names its product putative nuclease HARBI1. NCBI's taxonomy places the organism in Eukaryota, Metazoa, Arthropoda, Insecta, Diptera, Culicidae. Bases 460 to 1371 code for a protein of 303 amino acids. The record is from RefSeq and is a predicted model, not a curated record. The transcript has 4 exons.